GCACGCACUGGCAGCUAGCUUAGCUAUAAAUAUGUGAAGCCAAGCUGCUCCUGUUACCACGAGUUCACGAUGCAGCGAGGAGUGGCUGCAUCUGCAUGUAGUACAACUGAGUGCACCACCGCACCGCUACCACCACAGGCGCAACCAAUGGCGGCUGAGGCGGCCAUGGAUGGGAAGAAGGGCGGCCUAAGAACAAUGCCCUUCAUCUUUGCCAACGAGGUGGCGGAGAAGCUGGCCGUGGUGGGCUUCUCGACGAACAUGCUGACCUACCUCACCCAGCAGAUGCACAUGCCGCUGGCCAAGGCGGCCACCACCCUCACCAACUUCGGCGGCACCUCCGCCAUGACCCCGCUCAUCGGAGCCUACCUCGCCGACGCCUGCAUCGGCCGCUUCUGGACCAUCGCCGGCGCCUCCGUGGUCUACCAAUUCGGGAUGGCCCUCCUGACGGUGUCGGCGGCGCUGCCGCAGUUCCGGCCGGCGCCGUGCAAGGCGGCAGGGGGCGGCAGCGGCGCGUGCGAGCAGGCGCUGCCGUGGCAGCUCGCCGUGCUCUACGUGUCGCUGUUCCUGAACGCGGUGGGCGCCGGCGGGUACCGGCCGUGCAUCGUGGCGUUCGGGGCGGAUCAGUUCGACGAGUCGCAGACGGCGGAGCGCGCGCGGACGUGGGGCUUCUUCAACUGGUACUACUUCUGCAACGGCGCGUCGCAGCUGGUGGCCGUGACGGCGGUGGUGUACGUGCAGGACAACGUGGGGUGGGGCUGGGGCCUUGGCGUGCCGGCCUUCUGCAUGGGCGUCUCCGUCGUCGCCUUCGUCGGCGGGUACCCGAUGUACCGCCGGCUCGACCCGUCGGGCAGCCCGUUCACGCGUCUCGCGCAGGUGGUCGUUGCCGCCGUCCGGAAGCGCCGCGUCCCCAGGGUGGACGACCCCGGGAGGCUUUACGAGAACGACGAGAUGGAUGCGCCCAUCUCCAUGUACGGCAAGCUCGUGCACACCAACCAGCUCAGCUACUUCGAUCGCGCAGCAAUUAUCACCGACGGCGACCUGCCCACGAUGGACGCCUCUUUCAGCAAGCAACCGCUGAACCUGUGGCGGCUGAGCACGGUGCACCGUGUGGAGGAGCUCAAGUCGGUGGUGCGCAUGGGCCCGAUCUGGGCGGCGGGUAUCCUGGUGAUCACGGCGUCGUCGCAGCAGCACACCUUCUCCCUGCAGCAGGCGAGUACCAUGGACCGCCGCAUCGCUCCGCACUCAUCCUUCAAGAUCCCCGCCGGCUCCAUGACCGUCUUCACCAUGCUCGCCAUGCUUGUCACCCUCUUCGUCUACGACCGUGCGCUCGUCCCGCUGGCCCGCCGCCGCACGGGCCUGGACCGCGGCAUCUCCUUCCUCCACCGCAUGGGCGUCGGGUUCACCAUCUCUGUGGCGGCCUCCCUCGUUGCGGGCUUCGUCGAGCACCACCGCAGGGAGGCCGCCGUGGCCGGGGGAACCACCGACGCUGGGACAGCCCCGCUGUCUGUGUACUGGCUGGUGCCGCAGUACGCACUGCACGGGGUGGCUGAGGCGUUCAACUCCGUGGGGCACCUGGAGUUCAUGUAUGACCAGGCGCCGGAGAGCAUGCGCAGCACGGCAACAGCGCUCUUCUGGCUGUCCAUCUCGCUGGGCAGCUACGUGAGCACACUGCUGAUCACCAUCGUUCACCGGUGGAGUGCCGGUCCCGACGGGUCCAACUGGCUCCCGGACAACAUUAACCGGGGCAAGUUGGACUACUUCUACUGGGUCGUGACGCUGCUACAGGUCAUGAACCUGGUGUACUAUCUGAUAUGUGCUAGACAAUACACGUACAAGCCCGUGCAACACCACGAGGAAGAGGAGGGGAAGGACAAGUCCAUGGUGGAGCUGCAACAGAAGGUUUGAGCGAGUAACACUAUGCAAUGUAGUGUGAUGUAUAUCAUUACAUGCAGGUACUGGCCUAGCUAGCUAGGUAGACAAAUAUGUGAAGAUGGAGGUGAAUGCAUAUGUCAUUCAGGGUUUGUAUGGGAUCAGGAACAGAGAAAUGUAUCUAGUUCUCUAGCAAGUUGCCAAGUUGAACGAGUAACACUAUGCAAUUUAGUGUGAUGUAUAUCAGUAUAUGGCUAUAUGCAGGCACUGGCCUAGCUAGCUAGAAGAAGGUAGGCAGAUCUGCGAAGAUGGAGGUGAAUGUAUAUGCCAUUCAAAGGUUUGUAUGGAGAGCUAAUAUCAGGUUUCUACGAAUGUGUAACUCUGCUCGUCAUGUUCAUAGCUGAUCGCGGUAA
Messenger RNA from Triticum dicoccoides, 2282 nucleotides. Its product is annotated as protein NRT1/ PTR FAMILY 3.1-like. Lineage: Eukaryota; Viridiplantae; Streptophyta; Magnoliopsida; Poales; Poaceae. The record is from RefSeq and is a predicted model, not a curated record. Gene Ontology annotation, cellular component: membrane. The coding region runs from base 70 to 1905 and encodes 611 amino acids. Gene Ontology annotation, biological process: transmembrane transport. The transcript is spliced from 4 exons. Gene Ontology annotation, molecular function: transmembrane transporter activity.